Molecule: messenger RNA, 96 nt
Organism: Brugia malayi
Lineage: Eukaryota; Metazoa; Nematoda; Chromadorea; Rhabditida; Onchocercidae
Exons: 2
Source: RefSeq, a predicted model, not a curated record
AUGAACAAGGAAUUAAAUUUCUCUACAUUUGCCACAACAGAAGAAUUAUGCAACAUGUAUGGAGAGAAAUCUGUUCUUGAAACAAAUGAAAAAAAU